Messenger RNA from Spathaspora passalidarum NRRL Y-27907, 1834 nucleotides. Its product is annotated as alpha-mannosyltransferase. The annotation marks the transcript as partial. NCBI's taxonomy places the organism in Eukaryota, Fungi, Ascomycota, Pichiomycetes, Serinales, Debaryomycetaceae. Gene Ontology annotation, molecular function: alpha-1,2-mannosyltransferase activity. Gene Ontology annotation, cellular component: Golgi apparatus. The transcript has a single exon. Gene Ontology annotation, biological process: mannan biosynthetic process. The record is from RefSeq and is a predicted model, not a curated record.
CUCUCUUCAUAUUCAACGUUUAAGUGUUUUUUUUUUGGAAGAGGAUCAUAUGUUUUCAAUAUUGCUGCAAAAAAGGAAGGUUCUUUCCUUAAUAUUUGCCCUUCUUAUAAUAGUGGUCGUAUAUGAAGCCUCUAGUUUUUAUUUCGACUUGCCUUUAAGUCGUGUGACCUCAACCGGUUGGUUAACUCAAGAAGAAGAUCAUCUCCAACCAUCUCAGAAAUCUCAGCCAUCUGAGCCAGUAUCUCCUCAACUGUUCUGGAGUCUGAUUUUCAAGAUAUAUGAUUCAAAUAAGAUACCCACGGAUGAAGGUGAUUGGAUUAAAUAUCCCCCCAAUUUGAAUAGGGAUUUCGCAAAGACUAGAAGACGACUUUUGCAAAGAUGUGAGGUUUCCCAUACCCAUUUAGAAGAAAUUAAAAGAAAACAUGCGGCUGUUGUCUCUGAUCUCCCCGAUGUUUUACCUGACAACACAUAUGAACCUGCAUCCAAGGGGAUUGUCAUGGUGGGUGGAGGAUUCUUUUCUUGGCUUUCAUUUUUGUCAGUAUUACAACUACGUGAACUUGGCUCUACUUUGCCUAUUGAAAUAGUUAUACCUUCAGCUAAGGAAUACGAUCCUAUCUUUUGUGAUGAGCAACUACCAAAAUAUAAUGCCAAAUGUGUGGUUAUAACAGAGCAGCUAGGCUUGAGUGACACAGAUUGGCAAUUUGAAAAAUACCAAUACAAGGGUUUAGCUCUAUUGGUUAAUUCAUUUCAGCACGUAUUCCUUCUCGAUUCAGAUAAUUUCCCAGUUGCAAAUGUUGAUCAAUAUUUUGAAUCCCCAGUUUACAAGGAUAAUGGAAUGGUACUUUGGCCAGAUUACUGGAAACAUUCAAUUUCUCCAUUAUAUUAUGACAUCGCCAAUUUGUCAGUAACAUUUAAUAAACAAGUUAGACUGGGAGCUUUUGAUUUACUUGAACCUUAUACAUUAAAUGCAGCAGAAAUGGAUGGAGCUACUUUCCACGACUUGGAAGGAACAAUUUCUGAUUUGUCAACUGAAUCUGGACAAUUAAUUGUGAAUAAAGCAACCCAUGGAAAGAUGCUUCUUUUAUCAUUAUACUAUAAUGUUGUUGGACCACAUGUCUAUUAUAGACUAUUCAGUUUAGGUGCCAGGGGUGAAGGUGACAAGGACACAUUUGCAUCAGCUGCUCUCGUGACUAAAUCUCCAUACUAUCAAGUUAAGUCAUAUAUUAAAACCUUCUUUAUGACCUUCAAGGAUGAAUCUACUAAAAGUUCUGCCAUGGGACAACAUGACCCACAGUUGGAUUAUGAAUUAUUCAAUGCUAAAUAUGCAGAAUUGAAAGCCGACCCUAAAACCAAGUUUUCCUCAUUGGAAGAUCAAAAACAAUUGUUAGAAAGCUUUAAUAAGAAAUACUUUCACAAAGUUGACACUGUGCCUGUAUUUUCACUUCAUUGUAAUAUUUGGAAACUUGAUCCUCCUGAUUAUAUGGGAAGGGAUGCUAUCUAUAACGCUAAGGAAAAUAGAUUGAGUACGAGAAUGUACAACAAUUUCACAUACAUUCAAGGCGAAAAUGAAGAAGUCGACUUUGAAUUGCAAAGAUGGAAAUUUGCCCAUAAGAUAGCUUGUGAAGACAAGGUUAUGUUUUCCAAUUUUGAAGGAAAAGAUAUGAAGAAAGUUUGUCAAUUUAUCUCUAAUUCCGUUAAGUGGUUAAGGGACACUUCAGUAGCAGAGACAGUAUAAUGGAAUGAUAUGAACCAUAUCCAAUUAAUAUGUACAGUAUAUAGCUUUUUUAUUGCUCAUUAGACAUUUACUUUUAUUUUAAAAUACGCGAACUUUUAC